AUGAUGUCUUUUGCUUCAGUCUCGAGGUUUGGGUUCUUCGCAACUCUGUUGCUCGCAGUAGCUGAGCCGUUUGCUCAGGCACGCCGCUUAUCGGAGCUCCAGUUGAGGUUCUUGAACGGCUCAACACAGGUGAAGCCCUCGUAUGAUUAUGUGAUCGUCGGAGCAGGAACAGCCGGCUUGACAGUAGCAGAUCGUUUGACAGCAGAUGGGAAAACUACUGUCUUGGUCGUUGAAAAUGGCAAAGUAGUUGAUUCCCCUAGAAUCAACCAAGUUUUCUCUGGUACUGCUGCCAUGGGCCCGACUUGGUCGUAUCAGAUCAACUCUGUCCCUCAAGUUAACCUACAGAACCGAAGCACGGCUGUUAUAGCUGGAAACCUAGUUGGCGGCAGCUCGGCGAUUAAUGCAAUGAUGACUGUUCGAGGGACAUCUGAAGAUUAUGACCGAUGGGGUAGUUUCUUCAGUAAUAACUCUACUUGGUCUUGGGAUGGGCUUCUGCCUUACCUGAAGAAGGGUCUUACUUUUGUGCCCCCUGACCCUGCCGUGACGAAGUCCGUGAACCUCACGUUUGAUACAUCAUUCUGGGGUAACAGUUCCAACGUAUACGUAGGAUGGCCAUUCUUCCAGUGGCCUGGUUUAACUACGCAAAUAGAGGCCUUUAGAGACAUACCUGGUGUUGAGUUCCCCCCCGACAGUGGUGCAGGCAAGGCAGGUGUUUACUGGUUUCCGACUUUCAUGGACCCUAAAAAAGUUCAAAGGUCAUAUGCUAGGACUGGGCAUUACGAUGGGAUUAACAGAACAAAUUAUGAUGUUGUUACCCAGUCUCAUGUGACGAAAGUUCUUCUCGAAGAGGGAACUGCCACGGGAGUUAUUUUUCGACAAAAGAAUGGCAAUGCUACCACUUUCACCACAGUCAAGGCCAACCGUGAGGUUAUUCUUUCUGCAGGCGCAAUCCACUCUCCCCAACUAUUGCAGCGCAGUGGGAUCGGGCCUAGGAAGCUUCUGGAGUCAGCCGGCUUGAAUAUGACUGUUGACUUACCUGGCGUCGGCCAAAACUUCCAGGAUCACCCAAUGCUCCUCAUGAGCAUUGUCCUCCGGAACUUUACGACUCACCCAAGCCCAUUGGAUAUGUUUGGUGGAAACAAGAACUUCACUGACUGGGCACAGGAGCUCUGGAGAGCUAACAAGACGGGACCAUAUUCGAUGGGUAUUGGCAAUGCUGCAGCGUGGCUAGGCAUGCCUGUAAUUUCCCCUGAGAGGUUCGAAAGCAUAGCAUCUAAGCUGGAAAAUCAAGAUCAUGCUGCUCAGCUACCCCCGGAUACAGACCCAACAGUUGUUGCUGGGUAUAGCGCGCAAAUGAAGAAGAUGGCGGCGUCAAUCCGUUCCUCGAACACAGCUUUCUAUCGCGGUACAGUGAACAUCAACACCGCAGACCCAUUCAACACAGAACCCAUAGUUGACUACAGGGCCCUUACUAAUCCUGUCGAUCUCGAUAUCAUGAUCGAGAUGCUCCGGUUCACUAAGCGAUAUUUCUUCGAGACAAGACUAAAGGAGCUUUCCCCCAGGCAGGUACAGCCACCCGACUACGUUAACGAGCCCGAAGAUCUGGCCGGCUUUUUGGCGCAGAACCUUAGUCCUUCCGAGUUCCAUCCUUCGGGAACUUGCGCCAUGAUGCCAAGAGAACUUGGAGGCGUGGUUGAUGAGAGUCUGAAGGUGUACGGUGUGAAGAAUCUGAGAGUUGUCGAUGCUAGUAUUAUGCCUACAUUGCCUGGAGCCAACACUUGCCAGAGUGUCUAUGCCAUUGCUGAGAAGGCGGUCGAUCUCAUCAAGGCUGAUUCGUAA
Molecule: messenger RNA, 1839 nt
Organism: Daldinia childiae
Lineage: Eukaryota; Fungi; Ascomycota; Sordariomycetes; Xylariales; Hypoxylaceae
Product: Alcohol dehydrogenase [acceptor]
Exons: 10
Coding region: 1-1839 (612 amino acids)
Biological process (GO): secondary metabolite biosynthetic process
Molecular function (GO): oxidoreductase activity, acting on CH-OH group of donors; flavin adenine dinucleotide binding
Source: RefSeq, a predicted model, not a curated record